AUGGGGGCCGCCAUCUUGCCUGUCCGCCUCGUGCAAGACAUGGGGGCGGCCAUCUUUCUCGACAUCACCUCGCCCUGCCCCCGACCCACCAGUGCUUACUGGGCAUCAAGACGGCGGUUCAACUCUGGCCUCUGUCAAAGGCUUAAUUGCUAUGGAGGCUUUGUUUUACUUCUAAGGAAUAAUGUCUUUCUUGACAUGGUGCUGGGGGCUUACUUUGCUUGGCAGGUGGCUGAAGCUGAAGCACCCAGAGGCCAGACAGCAUGUGCACAGUUCACUAACCCAGGACUGGAGCAGGAAGCUGAAGCACCCAGAGGCCAGACAGCAUGUGCACAGUUCAGUAACCCAGGACUGGAGCAGGAAGCUGAAGCACCCAGAGGCAAGACAGCACGUGCACAGUUCACUAAUCCAGGACUGGAGCAGGAAGCUGAAGGACCCAGAGGCAAGACAGCAUGUGCACAGUUCACUAACCCAGGACUGGAGCAGGAAGCUGAAGGACCCAGAGGCAAGACAGCAUGUGCACAGUUCAGUAACCCAGGACUGGAGCAGGAAGCUGAAGCACCCAGAGGCCAGACAGCAUGUGCACAGUUCAGUAACCCAGGACUGGAGCAGGAAGCUGAAACACCCAGAGGCCAGACAGCAUGUGCACAGUUCACUAACCCAGGACUGGAGCAGGAAGCUGAAACACCCAGAGGCAAGACAGCAUGUGCACAGUUCACUAACCCAGGACUGGAGCAGGAAGCUGAAACACCCAGAGGCAAGACAGCAUGUGCACAGUUCACUAACCCAGGACUGGAGCAGGAAGCUGAAGCAGCGAGAGGCAAGACAGCAUGUGCACAGUUCACUAACCCAGGACUGGAGCAGGAAGCUUAAACACCCAGAGGCAAGACAGCAUGUGCACAGUUCACUAACCCAGGACUGGAGCAGGAAGCUGAAACACCCAGAGGCAAGACAGCAUGUGCACAGUUCACUAACCCAGGACUGGAGCAGGAAGCUGAAGCAGCGAGAGGCAAAGCAGCAUGUGCACAGGAAGAUGUACAGGCUCCUUGCACAUUGCUUGAGCUCUCUACUGAACUUGAAAAACAAUGUUACAUUGGGCCUGUCAAUGCUACAAAUAAUCUUGUAAAAAUAUCGCCUUGUUUUCUAAAUUUUUGGCAUUGUUUUUCAAAUAUUCCUUUCUGAGGGAGGGAAUGCAGAGACAACACAGGUCUAUAAAUCAUUUUCACAUCCCCCUGACACUCCACUCAUUCACUUUAUCCUGCUAAUUUUAAAAAUAUGACUUCUGGACACAAUCCUUCAUCGAGAGGAAUUUGGAGUCUUCAAGCAGUUAAGCUUAAUCUUUGGCACUUCUUGAGAUUCUAAAUACAGAUAAGCCAUCAUGGAUAUUUCUUC
Messenger RNA from Hypanus sabinus (Atlantic stingray), 1389 nucleotides. RefSeq lists its product as uncharacterized. Lineage: Eukaryota; Metazoa; Chordata; Chondrichthyes; Myliobatiformes; Dasyatidae. The coding region runs from base 1 to 870 and encodes 289 amino acids. The transcript has 4 exons. The record is from RefSeq and is a predicted model, not a curated record.